Molecule: messenger RNA, 732 nt
Organism: Xenia sp. Carnegie-2017
Lineage: Eukaryota; Metazoa; Cnidaria; Anthozoa; Malacalcyonacea; Xeniidae
Product: outer dense fiber protein 3-like
Exons: 4
Coding region: 1-732 (243 amino acids)
Cellular component (GO): cytoskeleton
Source: RefSeq, a predicted model, not a curated record
AUGGAGGAACGUGCCACGAAAAAAAAGAUAGAGGAGUUGCUAAGACGACAGUGCGGCCCUGGACCUGCAAAAUACACACUGCCUGGCACUAUAGGUGCAACAAAAAAAGAUCCCAGAAUGAGACACAGUCCAGAAUUUAGUUUCGGUCAACGCAAUGAGAUUCAGUACAAAAAUUGCAGCCCAGGACCUAAGUACCUUAUCAAGCCAAAUUCAACACAACGAGGAGUAGAAACAGCACCUCAAUUCUCCCUGUAUAGCAGACCUACUGACUUAAAAUCUCCGUUUGUUCCAGGUCCAGGCCAUUAUCAUCCAGAAAAACAUUUUCCACCUCGUGAAACACGUGCACCAAGUUUUUCGUUUGGAAAACGCACAGAAUAUAAAAAACGUGAUACAAAACCUGCACCGAAUUCUUAUACUAUCCCCACGAUCAUUGGCCCAAAUGCAAUCUGUGUACGUUCGUCCCCAGCUUAUUCGUUCAACGGCAAACCAGAGAGAGGAGUAUUUAGGGAAGAGACACCUGGACCAGGUACAUACAAAGUGGUAUGUCCAAAUACAUACAGGACCAAGCAGCCCAUAUACUCACUUAAAGGACGAAAAUUCUUACCCGGAGACAGAACAAUGAAGCCGGGACCAGGAAUUUAUUCUCCAGAAAAGGUGAAGAUUGCCAACAUAUGUUCACCUGCGUUCUCAUUUGGAAUGAAACACGCUGCGCACGUAGUUCUACCACUUUAA